UAUAUGAAUGAAGAAUAGCAGGUGCACAUUUAUUAGAACACAGAAAUCUGUCAUAACACAGAGUUCUAUUAGAACACAGUUGUGUCACAGCUCAGUGAGUUCUACUAGAACACAGAGAGGUUUUCUGUAGACACAAGUUUCAGUUUAGUUUUAUUCGCCGUAGUGAACAGACGUAUCUGUGUGAUUAUCUGUACUGAACUAUUGAUAUUUUAUCACGAGAAGAAAACGCACUGACUCAACCUGAAGACAGAGAGUUCGAUAAGAAGAGAGAGAAACACAAGAGCAGAAGAGACAAAGCUCGACUGAAGAUGUCUGCAGACAGACAGAGCACAACUCCAUCUGAGCAUCUUGAGGAUGUUCUGCAGGAUGAAGACGUCAGCUUCUGCCGCACCUCUCCAGCCAUGUCUGAGGAGAGCAUCAUGACAUACGCCACUUGGUGCUCCAUCGCCGACUCAGACAUCUCUGAGAUGAAUACACCUCGUGCUCAGGAUCUCAAUGAGGUUAUCAGAGGUGUAUGUCAAAACUUUGUGGAUCCUGAGUACCCAGAGGAAGAGGAGGAGUAUUUUGGAGACAGAGAGGAACUCCUCACCACUGAGACCGGAUUCUCCUCCAGAUUUUCCAUCAGGUCAGAGGAGAGCGAGAGACCAUCUUCCUCCGCUUCCUCUUUCUCCACCACCACAGCAAUUACUGAGGCAACCCAAAUGCUCGGCAGGAGGCUGUCAGGAUCCUGCAGUCCACUGACUCUGCCAGCAAACCCAAGAAACCAGCUGUCAUUCUUCAAAAAGCUGAAGUCAACAUGGAAGAGCAACUCUAUCGGGAAGGAGACCGAGAUGCUCAAAAAGGUUUCUUCUUCCAAAGCUUCCUCCAGACUGGAGAUGACCUCCACCCCUCUGGAGAUCAUUGAAGAAGAAGACACAGCAGAGAAAGACUCCACCAGCCCAUCUCCAUCACCCAGUCAGGUGGAUGAGGCUUCAACAGAUUUCCAAGACGAGGAAAGAAAUGAGGUCCUGAUGACUGCUGCCAACACUGAGGGGGAAGUGUCUACCCCUGACCCAGUGGACAGCUCCUCUCAGGCCCUAGAGAAAACCCCCAGUCUGAGCUCUCCAUCAGAGAAAGAUGGACCAGGACCCUCAGAAGAGGACGGACAUUCUGCAUGUUCCCAGGACCAAAAGGGAGAAGCAGCAGAACCACAGCUUGUCCUGAAUUCUUCCACCAUCUCUCCCAUAAUAAGGAGAUUCUUCGAAAGCCUCACCGAAGAGCAGUGGAGAGAGGUAAAUGAAGGAAUUUACAACCAAGCUGUGAAGGAGAAACUCAUCAACAUGUGCACAGAUGUGCUGAAGUUCGUCACAGACUUGGUCAUUAGAAAGGUCUUACAGUCCAUCCGCCAGCCCUCCGUCACAUCUGGCGCCUUCAACCUGAUCAGACCCAGGUCCUUAGAGCACCUGAAGGAGUUUUUGGACAACAUCCACAACGGUGUGCAAAUCAUUUUGAGCCAGGCUAUCUGCGAUACCAUCGGUGCAGACAUCCCUGUGAGGAUUCCAACCGACUUCACGGCAGCCGUGAUGACUGAGGUCGUCUCUGUCCUCUCAGUAGCUAGACAAGCCCCAUUGGAUGGACGAUCCUCCAGUGCUGUUGCUCCUGCCCGCUGCCAGGUGCCAAAAGACAGAGCAGCAGAGAAGACCCUGGCAUUUUGGCUUUCAGUGAUGAAAUCCUUCCUCACAGGAAAAGCCACUGUAGUGAAGAGAAGGAUUAUGACACAAAAAGAAAAUGACAACAAAGAAGAGACACCGGCAAAAGGACAUGACACCAGAAAGAAGUCACUGUGGAAGAGGUUUUUCAGUGCAAGGCAGAAGAUAAAGAUCCAGCCUCUCCUACUGGAACAGGACUCCACCACCUCCUCCAGUGUCUUCCUGAAAACAGACCUGAAGUCCUCUCCUCUGGUAUUGGAAGAUUACAUGGAAGAUGAGGACACGACACCAAACUCCCCUCUGUCCUCCAUCAGCCCGAUCCCACCAGAUCAUCAGGAGUUUGACUUCAUCCUGAAGGACCCAGCCCUGGUUGAAGCAACAGCAGAUGAGCUACAUGAAGACAUGAGCCAGUCCUCUCAGUCUCAGCCAAGAGACUCCGUCAGAGAGGCCGAGGAGAAGACGAGAAACAGCUUUUGCAGCUUCCUCCAUAAAAUCUUCUCAAAGGAUGAGAACAAAAAGGAGACCGAGAAGGAGGAGAAGAAGACUCAGCGCAAAUGUUUUCCUCUGUGGAAAAGACUGUUUUUCUGCCGUCCAUGCAGCUGUUGCUUCGACCAAUAACUUGACCAGGACCUCCAUCUAUCUCUCCCCCAUUUCUUUUCUCUUUAUCCCCUCUCCCCCAAUCUCUCCUUUCUUCCCUUCUCUUCACC
Molecule: messenger RNA, 2395 nt
Organism: Lates calcarifer (barramundi perch)
Lineage: Eukaryota; Metazoa; Chordata; Actinopteri; Centropomidae
Exons: 4
Coding region: 309-2306 (665 amino acids)
Source: RefSeq, a predicted model, not a curated record